UGUCACUUCCGUUAGGCAAAAUGUUAGCUUUUUUGUGAUUGUUCUUUUACUAAAUGUUAUUUCAUUCCCUUAAACGGUUAAUUACGUAAACAAAAUGCCUUUGGGAUAUAAACCCAUCUGUGCUUCUUGCAAAACAACAACAUCGGCAAUAUGGAGAAAAGGGGAAAAAGAAACUGUUUUGUGUAACUCGUGCGUUGUGAAAGGUAAAACCAAUGGAAACGGCGCGAAAGAUGGGAAUGGGGCAGAAGGAGACGGCGUAAACCUCCAGGGUGCCAAGUCUGCAAAUGGUAACAAUGGAAAUGGAGGAUCAAACAUGGCUGGUCCCAUUUUGAGAAAAAGUUCCCGUAUUCGUCCAAGAAAAAGUCGCUUUCAGGCAGCAACGAAAACUUUAGCUACCAAAGGGAAAAGCAGAAGAAUAAUUUUUAAGAAAAGUCAACCUGUGAAGGCUCCUAUUGCUGUUUCCACCAUAGUUACAGGAGAAAGUAUCUUUCAUGAUGGCAUGUACUACCAGGUAGGGGAUGUGGUAUCUCUCGUAGAUCACGAUGGCUCGGUGUACUACGCACAACUCCGCGGCUUUAUGCAGGAUCAGUACAGCGAGAAGAGCGCAGUGAUAACGUGGCUUCUACCCACUCAAGGCAGUCCACGGCACAGAUUUGAUCCAUCCACUUAUAUAUUAGGUCCUGAAGAAGAUCUUCCGCGCAAACUGGACUUCAUGGAGUUCGUAUGUCACGCUCCAUCGGAUUAUUUCCGAGCCUACCACGCUCCAUAUCACACCGUGACAUCCGACCACAGCCUGUGUUACGUGUGGACAUCAAUGGGCUCUCAGGUGCAGCCUGUGCCGGCGUUUGACGAAAUGUUUCACAUACAGCCAGUCCCACGAGCUGGCGGAAAGGUUGCCAAGGAGAAAACCGCGAAGGACAAACAUAAAGAAAGGGAGAAAACGGAUUUAGCUAAAGUUAUAAAAACUGAAAAAGAGGUUUCAUAGCCGUUAUUGUAGGGCUUGGUGUAAGAACAAUCCGCACUGUAAAUCAUGAUGUUUAGUCAGCUAUAAAAGUAUUCGUGAACUU
This is a messenger RNA of Gigantopelta aegis, 1067 nucleotides long. Its product is annotated as GATA zinc finger domain-containing protein 1-like. NCBI's taxonomy places the organism in Eukaryota, Metazoa, Mollusca, Gastropoda, Neomphalida, Peltospiridae. Gene Ontology annotation, biological process: regulation of DNA-templated transcription; chromatin organization. The transcript has 4 exons. The record is from RefSeq and is a predicted model, not a curated record. Bases 95 to 985 code for a protein of 296 amino acids. Gene Ontology annotation, molecular function: zinc ion binding; sequence-specific DNA binding. Gene Ontology annotation, cellular component: nucleus.